Ambispora gerdemannii is the source of this 130-nucleotide messenger RNA. The record is from the annotation of a GenBank genome assembly. Lineage: Eukaryota; Fungi; Glomeromycota; Glomeromycetes; Archaeosporales; Ambisporaceae.
GAUGGAGGAAGAAAGUGCUGUUUUGAUGGAAGGAGUGGAAAAUUUUGGUUCUUCUACAAAUUUAGAGCAAGAUGAUUCUCGGUAUCAAGCGGUUCAAGAGCAGUCUACUCAACUUCCGCAGGGUAGAUGA